Molecule: messenger RNA, 2049 nt
Organism: Penicillium arizonense
Lineage: Eukaryota; Fungi; Ascomycota; Eurotiomycetes; Eurotiales; Aspergillaceae
Product: putative C2H2 finger domain protein
Exons: 5
Coding region: 1-2049 (682 amino acids)
Biological process (GO): regulation of transcription by RNA polymerase II
Cellular component (GO): nucleus
Source: RefSeq, a predicted model, not a curated record
AUGGAGGACUCCGGCUGGAACGACUCCACAGAUGUUCUUCAGGGCAUGGAUAGAUCGCAUCUCGAUCUCAAGUCCUCAUCUCUCCCCUUCGACUCAUCCCAACCCCUUCUAGACCUCCACCUCGGAUCAGACCUAUCUCUCGACACAUCCUCUUUUCUGAACCAGUGGUCCAACCCGAGAGAUCUGUACUAUUCAAACUACCCAUCCCGCCUAACAUCCGAUCAGGAUGCCUGGAAUCCACUCCUGCUCACUGGCGUCCCGGCCUCGUCGUCUCUGUCACAUAUGAACAUGUCCGCGCCCUUACCCGAGCAGGAAUACUGCCUAUCGCAUCAUCAAUAUAGUGACCCCUCUGAGAGUGGGAGUCAGUAUAUGGGUAGCUAUUCCGCGGAUUCGGGGUAUGGUAGUACGAGUUGUGCGGCUCAGUCGGUUGUCGCUUCGACUUAUGGGGUUGAUUCGUCUAGUCCGCAAAUGGGUGUGAAGGAGAAUGCGGCAGGUUCCGCGCCUUCUCAUACUCGUUAUGCGUCUGGGUCUGGGUCUUCGUUUACUUCGGAACUUGCUGGGUCGCCGUCGCAGAUGUUUGAUGGAGUUUUUAAGUGUGAUCAUCCCUCUUGUGAGUGGAGCGGGAAGUGUCCUUCGGAUAAGAGGAAACACGAGGCUCGCCAUCGCAAGCUGUUCAAAUGCGACGAACCGAAUUGUCCUCGCAAGGAAGGAUUCGGGACUAUCAAUGACCUUGCCCGUCAUAAGAAAUGCGUGCACAACAAGGAGCCUGAGCGUGGGCCCAAGAUGAUGUAUAUGUGCUUCGGCUCGAGCUGCCCACGGCCAAAUAAGAGAUGGCCGCGCUUGGAUAACUUCAAGCAACAUCUCAACCGGAUGCACCACGAAGAGGAUGGAGAUGCGCUAUUGAAGAAGUCUAUGGACUGGUACGACAAAGUCAACAGCCGUGAAGCAGGACAGAGCUUUGACGAGCGCAGCUCCCGAGAUGAAUCCGUUUCCGAAGAACAGGAAGAUGUAUUAUCGGUCCAAUCCACCACCGAGCUCGAGUCCGUCUUCCAAGAAAAGACAGGUCUGUUCACAUUCGGUGCCGCCACCCCCAAGUCCACCCAAUACGGUACAUCAAUUGCCGGCUUUGAACCAUCUCAAUUAUCUACCUUCAGCCCAUGGGGCUUGCCAUUAACAAGCCAAGAUCCCUCCAUGGAACGGGGCAAGGCAAAGCCCGACGGAUCCGUCACAGACGCAGCCGACAACCUCAUCAAUGCCAUGACGAAAAUGAUAAACAACCGCGGACGCAAAUCAAGUCAGAAUAUCGACGAGGGAAUCGAUCUCGAGUCCGACAACACUCAACUCUCCCACCCCCAAAGACAAAUGUUACAGAAGGUCUUCUCAGUAGCCCUGGAACGGCUAUCAGAUGACAAUGACUCCGCCACUCAAGACCCAAACAGCGACAAAAGAGGCUGGUUCCAAUGUGAUGCAUGCCCCAAGCGGACCCGGCUGCGCUGUGAAAUGAAGAAACACCAAAAACGCCACGAAAGACCAUACGGCUGCACAUUCCCGCACUGCGCCAAAUCCUUCGGCAGCAAAGCCGACUGGAAACGUCAUGAAACCUCCCAACAUCUCCACGUCCCAAGCUGGAUCUGCACAGCCCACGAUGCGCACAAGGGAGCCCCAUGCGAGCGGGUAUUCGGCAGGAUAGAAACAUAUACACAGCACGUGCGUGUGCACGGCAUUAAUGAAUAUGAAGUCGCAGCAUCGGCCAGCAAGAACAGACUCGAUCUGACAGACGGGUCACAGUUCUGGUGUGGGUUCUGUGAUCGACGGGUUCCCCUCCGGAGUGAUGGUGCUGCGGCUCUGGAUGAGCGGUUUAAUCAUAUUGAUCGGGAUCAUUUUAAGAAGGGGGAAAGGGGGCAGGAUUGGCGGUUUCCGUCUUCGUUUUCGCCUUCGGUUGAUGAAAUGGAUCAGAGUUUGGAUGUUGCGUCCCACGCUGGGUUGAAGAAUCCUCCUAGAAAGGCUGCUGCUGUUGGGCAGCGGAAGCGUAAGCUUGCUGCUGUAUGA